AUGCUUGAAAAAGUGCUGGAAAGUCAGACAAAUACAGAAAAGAUAUUAUCUGGGCUAUUAGAGACAGUGGUUUCUCACUCAACAGCUAUUCAAUACCUUGAACAGCAGAUGUGUGAACUUUCUAGAGAGCAGCAUCCUGCUAGAAAGAGAGGACUUCCUAGUGAUACUAUUCCAAACCCGAAGAAUGGUAGUGGUGUGGAGCAUACUUUUCCUAUUACCACGAGAAGCAGUAAACUAGUUCAAGGUGCUGACAAGAAGGUGAUUGAUCUAGAUCCGAUUAUUGAGGAAAAAGAGGUGCAUUCUGAUGUGCCUAUAGUAAAUGAUAAGGUCCAUGCUAAAGAGAAAGCUGUUGAUAUUCCAUAUGUUGUUGUUGAUACUAGGAAACAGAUGAUAAAAGGGGCUCUUCACCAUUUGACUCAGAUGUACAAGUUAACAGUGAAUUUUUCAUUCUUAGAUGUUGUGAAAGAGAUGCCCGGAUUUGUUAAGUUUGUGAAAGACCUGCUUAUGAAGAAGAGGUCCGUUCAACAUAAGACAGUGAAUCUAACUCAUUGCGUGAGUUCGACUAUUGCUUUCACCACGGUUCAGAAGAGGGGAAAUACAGGGGUGUUUACCAUUUUGUGUAAUAUUGGGCUUCAUACAUUCACUCGUGGUUUGUGUGAUAAUGGGGUGAGUAUCAAUCUAACGCCCCUUGCUAUUUUCAAGAAAUCUGGAUUGGGAAUGCCUAGACCGACUUCUAUGCAAUUACAAAUGGCGGACAGAUCCAUCAAAAAGCCAGUUGGGAUUAUAGAUGAUGUGUUGGUACAAAUGGGUAAGUUCAUGUUGCCUACUGAUUUCAUUAUUCUGGAUUGUGCGGUUGAUAAAGCUAUUUCCAUCUUCUUGGGAAGACCCUUCCUUGCUACGGGCAGAGCGCUUAUGGACUCUAAAAAGAAUAAAAUCAAGUUCCGAGUAAAUGAUGAAGAGGUGAAUUUCCAAGCAAAUAAAGAGAUGAAGUUGCCAAAAGAAAGUUCAGGAGAAGCUCUUGCUGCUAUUCUGGUAAACAUUGAUGCUGAUGAUAUGGAGGACUACGUGGAACCUAUGAAUGCGCUUGACGGUCUGGGUUCUUACGCUUACCACCUAAGAAAGCUUGAUCUUGACCUUGUAAAUAGAACCACUCCACCAACUAAGACUUCUAUUGUUGAGCCACCAAAUCUUGAGCUUAGCCAACUCCCAUCACGCUUAAGGUAUGAGUUUGUUGGUCCGAACAAGACAUUGUCAGUGAUUGUUUCAUCAUUGCUGAUUAAGGAACAUAUUGAGCGAUUAUUAGAGAUUUUGCGCGAAUAUAGACGUGCUAUUGAGUUCAAUUUUGAGGUGAGAGAUCGAAAAGGGUCCGAAAAUCAGGUUGCUGACCAUCUCUCUAGGUUUGAGGAAAUUGGGGUACCAGCAAAAGAACUUGAUAUUGAUGAUGCUUUUCUGGAUGAACAAGUUUUGGCAAUGACUAUGCAAGUGGCACCUUAG
This is a messenger RNA of Lycium barbarum (goji berry), 1494 nucleotides long. RefSeq lists its product as uncharacterized. The record is from RefSeq and is a predicted model, not a curated record. Lineage: Eukaryota; Viridiplantae; Streptophyta; Magnoliopsida; Solanales; Solanaceae. The transcript has 4 exons. The coding region runs from base 1 to 1494 and encodes 497 amino acids.